This is a messenger RNA of Vitrella brassicaformis, 3784 nucleotides long. Lineage: Eukaryota; Vitrellaceae. The record is from the annotation of a GenBank genome assembly.
CCGUCAUUCCAGCACAGCACCCCUCUCUGUCUUCUCGUACCAGCCUCUGCAUCACAUGAUGCAGUCAGGCCUCCAGCCCACACACCAUAUGCUAUGAUACACACACAUACAUUCAUCGGUCAGGCCGCCACAGAGGCAGUGAGCCGCUGCCACACACCGUCACACACACGCCGCACCUCAACCACCUAAUUGAAUAUCACACACAGACGGCCUCCGGAUCUCUCCCUCUCUCUCUCUAUCUGUCUCUCUGUGUGUGUGUGUGUGGUACCUGCUGAUUGAGCUGUGUAUGCAGCCUUCUGUCCUCCCCAUAGCAGUACUCGCGCAGCACCUGACAGCCAACCAGAAAACCCCCAACAAAAAUCGUCUCGGCGCGCCGCUCCCCACACGCACGUGUACCUGUUGUUUGUACGAAUCAUUGCCGUCAGGUGCCUUGGUGUCUGCUGCCGUCCUCACGGGCUGCUGGCGGGCCAGACGCACACCAAACUCCUGCACACACGGCAUCCAUCCACCACACACUCGCACGUCCAUCCAUCCAUCCAUCCAUGUGUGUGUGUGUGUGUACCUGUAGGGCCGUUUCUACUGUCAGCAGUCGAUCAGUGAUGCUCGCCCACAGACUCCAGCACGCCGACUCGCUCACACCACCCACACCCACACCCACACCCACACCCGUACUCGCCUCUGCCCUCUCCUCCUUGUCAGCGACCUCAUGGACCCUCACACCCACUCCCCCCCUCCCCAGCCGAGCCACCAUUCUCUCCACAGCCGCCAGCCGCGGCAUUAGGCACGUCAAUUGCCGAUGGAUGGCCGCAUAUUCCGACGACGCCGGCAGCAUGGGAGAUGACAGAGAGGGCGGCAGGGACGGCUGCGAUGGCGAGUCAGCUGGGCCGAUCUGCGUGCUCUGCGUCGCUUUCGGCUCACACACAGGGCGGGAUGUGUCGGCAUCGCUGUUGCCGUUGCCGUGGUCAGCUGCUGCUGAUGCUGAUGGUGGGCUGAGAGGGGCCACCACAUCUCUCUCCGCCUUGACAUCCUCUCCCUGUUGCUGCUGCUGGCAGGGCGAGUCGAAUACCGACAUGACGGACAGCACAGAGGGCGACUUGGCAGCAGAGGCUGUCUGCGGCUCGUUGUGUGAGGAGGGAACUGUCCGCCGGGCGAAGGGCGACGGCGACACACCGACAGAGGGCGACAGCGAGAGACUGCCCACAUGGGAUGAUCGAGGCCUCUCGGGCGUCAGGGAUGCCGCCGAAGCUGACACGUCCGAAUGGGAAUAGAUAGACAGACAGCUGUCGCUAUCCCACAGCCCACGGUCGGCCUUGGGCGGCUGGUCCAUUGCCGAUGCUGGUGAUGGUGCAGUGGCCGCAGGCACCACUACCACUGUGACAUCAUGGCCAUGGUCGUCAGUGCCGAUGGUCCCCUCAGGAUCUGGGAUGCUGGAGGUUACGCCGGCCGCAUUCAUGGGGCUCUCCGAUGCGCUCGAUGGGGGGCCGUGAGGGUCCCCCUGCAAUGGCGGGCUGCGGGCUGACCUCAAACGCACCGUCAGCUGCGGCGAGUUGACGUUGACAUGCGACGAUGCCGCUGCCGAUGCACACGCCGCAAUAUGGGCGACGGGCAAAGCGGCCGGCUCGUCGUCGAUGGGAAGGUCAGCAGUGUCGGUGGGGCUCUCCCCUCCCUCUCCCUCUCCCUCCCCCUCUCCCUCUCCCGCUCCCACCCCUGUAGGCCAUGUGUGCCAGAACCGGGCUUCAAGGUCGUCAUAAGUGGGGUGCGACCGCUCGGGCGUCCUGGGGGUGGUGUUGCUGUCGAUUGGCACCAGCCGAGAUGGCCUCUCUCGUGCGUGCUGCUGUGACUGUGACGGCAGCAUGGCGCUGCUCUUGUCCGACGCGGUGUUGGUGUUGGUGUUGGUGUCGGUGUAGCCAUAGUGGUCCGACCUGGCCGUGUGCGGCUGGAUCGUCAUCACAGCACCACUGCUGUCGGUGUCACUCACACUCAGGUAGCCAUACACAGAUGAGGGGGACGGACCGGCGUCCACACGUGCUGCUGCGGCUGCUGCUGAUGCCGAGGGCGUGGGAGUGGGGUGGGGUGUGUGUCGGUCGUCGGCUGGCACGAGGGGAGAGGGUGAGAGGGAGGAAUAAGGGUGGCUGGGGGAUGGGGUGACUGGCUCGACCCUCUUCUCGACAUCCUCCGCUUGUGAGCCACCAGGAGACAAACUACCGCCAUCUCCUCCCCUCUCUCUCACGGCCGGGCUCUGACUCUGAGAUCGAGGCGGCUCUGGGGAUGGCGAAGCAGCGCUUGCAGAUGCAGGCUGGGUGCGAUCAGCGUCACUUGCUGGGUGUGGGUGGUCCUGUGGACGAGGGGCAGGGGGCGACGGCGCAGCGGAGGGCUCCGGCGAUGCGGCGAAGGCCGGCGGCUCCUGAAAAGAAGACAACAACAAGAAUGAGUCAGUCGCCGUCCGUGCACCCAUGGCUCUGUCUAUCGUGCAUCUCACCUGAGAGUCCUUAUUCUGCUCCUGGUCUACCAUCUGCCCCCCUCCCCCUCCCCCACUCUCCCUCCCCACCAGCCGAGCACUCGACAGCCCACCGAGGGCACUCCUGGUCGGUCUGGGAACCCGGCCGCCCUCGGCAUUGUUGGGUGGGCUUUGACACACCAGCCUCGGGGUCACAGACACGGCCGGCAGCCCAGAUGAUGCUGAUGGUGUGGGGAUGCGAUGGAUGUGUCGGACAGGGCUGUCGGUGCCCUGCAGUUGCUGGAACGACAGGUGGCUUCGAGCAGGGGAGGGGGACUCGUGUGCCUGUGUUGGUGCUCGUGCUGGCGUGUGACUGUUGGCAGCUUCAGGCUGGUGUGGAGGCGGGGCUGCCAACUCAGCCACGCCGCCAACAGAGAGCCGAUAGACGUAUGAUUGUCCGCCCUCCCCCAAUCCCUCCGUCCUCAGCUCGCCAUCAAACUUGACGUCAAACCGAUUACCCACAGGGCCGACUUGAAUGCCACCAAUAGCAGCAGCAGCAGCUGUUGGCCGCACCGGCGAUGGAUCCCUCUCACCGCCACCAUUCCCACUUCCACCAUCAUCAGCGGCAAAGUCAGGCGUCCUUGGCCGAGGAAAGACAUCAUCAGGCACAGCGGGCGACAGCACAGGGUCCCUGCCGGUUUGCGCGUCGCCGUAGCCCUGCUUGGGCGAGGAGAACACGUCCGAUAGACCGUCGCCAAAAUGGCGCUGCUGCCGCUGCUGCCGAUGCCGAUGCCCCGGACCACUUAGAAGCGGGUCCUCGUCGCAACUCGACUCAUCAGAUGUGUCAGCAUAAAGCCGAUGCAGCCUUGGAUGAGGCGUCCUCCCUCGCAGCAACGGCCGUGGCGGGCUGCGAUUGGGCGGACUGGGUGGUGAGGGGAAUGGCAGCGGGUGUGCGGGAGCCGGUGUGGAGCGUGCUGAUGUGCGGGGAGGGGAGGGGGGCGGGGAAGGGUCGCGCCACGAGUUGAGCUGCCGACGAAAAGCGCUGCAAAGUGCCAAACACAUCUUUGGUCUGUGUUUGGUCUGUGUAUGCAUCAUUCAUGUGGGUACUUGGUUCCUUCCUUACCGAACGUCGGCAGCCAAGCUGACAGAAAGAGAGAUGCAUCACAGCACAACACAAUGAAUUGAGUGCGGCCAGCUGUCAUGUGCAUCCAUACUCACCUGCGUAGCUCUUCACUCUGGAGCGCCUGCCUUAGUGUGAACCUGCUCGCCUGACGACGGUCCAUCAGACCCAUUCACGCCAUCAAAUCAAAUCGCCAUGAUCACCUCUCUACACCCCUUCACCUAGAG